Arachis duranensis is the source of this 1027-nucleotide messenger RNA. Its product is annotated as 18.1 kDa class I heat shock protein. Bases 82 to 597 code for a protein of 171 amino acids. NCBI's taxonomy places the organism in Eukaryota, Viridiplantae, Streptophyta, Magnoliopsida, Fabales, Fabaceae. The transcript has a single exon. Gene Ontology annotation, biological process: response to heat; protein folding; response to salt stress. The record is from RefSeq and is a predicted model, not a curated record.
AAAUCAUAACCAAUUCAACUCCAUCAAUAUAACACCACCAUAUAUCAAACACAAUAAAACUAAUAACAGUAGCACCAGAUCAUGUCUAGUAGCUUCUUUGGACGGAGACAUGAACCACCACCACCACUACACAGUCCCCACCAAACAUGGGAACCUAAUUACCACCAAGACUACGGCUAUGGCGGUUAUGGAACCACCAUAACCGGUGGCACAUCACAUAUGGCGAUGACUGGCUUUCCAGAGCAGCCAUCGCCAGUUGUGAACACACAAAUAGAGAAGAAGGAGACCCCGGAAGCAUACGUGUUUAAGGCGCAGCUUCCGGGGCUGCGGCGCACAGACGUGAGGGUGGAAGUGGAUGAUGAUAGGGUUCUAUGCAUAGUUUGUGAGAGAAGCGUGGAGAAGCAAGAACAAAGAGGAGGUUGGCACGUUGUUGAGAUGUCAAGUGGCCACUUCGUUCAGCGUGUGAUGUUGCCUCAAAACGCCAACGUUGACCAUGUUAAGGCUUAUAUGGAUAAAGGGGUUCUUACUGUUACGGUUCCCAAGCACCAUAGAACUGUGAACAAUCAUGUUAGGAACGUUAACAUUUCUGGACACUGAGAAUAAUACAUGAUAAGUAAUAUUUAUAUCAGUUUCGCUAAAAAAUCAAUUAGGGGUGAAGCCAACUCUAAUUAACUAGUUGAAAAACAAGUUUGUUAUAAAACAAAAUGAAAAAUAACCUCCUAUUAUCUUAAUUUUUAAAAUUUUAAAAUAAAAAAGAGUUGGUUUAAUUAGCUUAUAUUAUAGUUAUACUUUUUCUAUUUAUAUAUGUGUGAUCGUGUGUGAUACAUAUGUAAUAGUAAUACGUCGUAUUUGCGUAAGUACCUAGAAAGAUAUAAAUAAUUGAUGUACUCUGAGUGUCUGUGAGUGUCUGCGACCUUUGUUUUUGCUUUCUUUCAACUGAUGAUCCAUGUAUGUAUUAAUUAUAUAGUAGACCAAUAAUUGGAGUACUGGCGGCUACCCUGGCCUCUUCAACGGGAGAAAUAUGAAA